Closterium sp. Yama58-4 is the source of this 2127-nucleotide messenger RNA. The record is from the annotation of a GenBank genome assembly. NCBI's taxonomy places the organism in Eukaryota, Viridiplantae, Streptophyta, Zygnematophyceae, Desmidiales, Closteriaceae.
AUGGACGCUCGUUACCGUGCUGCCCUCCCUGCCGAGUUUCUGCCCAAGAACGAGCCCCCGAUCUAUAUCACUCUCCACUUUAUAGUGACCCGCCUCCCUGACUCUCUUAGUGCAGUCCGGGACACCCUUCUCGCUCUCCCCCCCACAGACCUCACUAUCGACCUGCUAGGGAAGCACCUUCUUGCAGCUGAGGCUAACAUAGUCGCUGUAGGUGCCACCCGUCGCACCCCUCGCACGCCCUUCUUUGAGGGGUGCUCCCCCUCCCCCCUCGCCCCCUCUGUUGCCUCUGCCGCUGCUGUCGACUUCCUUGGUGCUCACGAGGUCAGUGCUGCUUCUGCUCCUAGUGGGAAGCGCCGCAGCGGCAAGGGCAAGGGAGGCAAGGGUGGUGGGGGUGGCGGCGGGGGGGUUGGUGGUGGAGGUGGUUGGGGCGGCGGAGGUGGUGGAGGUGGCGGUGGGAGUGGUGGAGCGAGUGGGGGCGUCGGCGGCGGAGGUGGCGGCGGCGGCAGGGGUGGUGGUGGCAGUGGUCGUGGUGGCAGUGGGAGUAGUGGUGGGGGGAGUGGCAGCGGCGGGAGUGGUGGCAGCAGUGGCGGUGGUGAUCGCUCUGGCGCAGAGAUGGGCGACGAGUAUGAGCUGCCCCGCUGGGCAGAGCUACUUAAGACUGGUGUUGAUAUCUUUGCUCUUGACUUUGAUGCUAUCAUUGCUGGAAUGUAUGCUCUGACUACUAGUGUCGAGGGUGAUUGUCACUUGUGUGCGCCGUAUGACCCUGGUAUAGAGGCUGCUGCUCUAGGUGCUAGUGAGUCUGCUCUCUCUAGUACUGCGCCUGCUGAGGCCUCGCACACCUUCACGCUUGACUCAGCCCGCGUCCAGGGACAGGGCCGCGAGCGAUACUUUCUGCUGGUUGUCGACGACUACUCGCGUUACACCACGGUCUUCCCCUUGCGCAGCAAGGGUGAGGUCCCUGCUGUUUUGAUCCCUUGGAUCCGAGCCGUCCAUGUCCAGCUGCGCGAGCGGUUCCUCACGGAACUUUCUGUCCUGCGUCUGCACUCUGACAGGGGUGGUGAGUUCUCCUCCGACCUCUUGCGGUCCUUCUUCAUGGAGGUCGCUCGUACCUCCAUGAUCCAUGCGGCUGCUCCCCAUUUUCUGUGGUCGUUUGCAGUCCGGUACGUGGGGCAUCAACUCAACCUCUGGCCCCGUGUCUCCUUGCCAGAGACCUCGCCUACACUUCGUUGGACGGGGAAGGUUGGCGAUGAGUCCGCAUUCCGGGUCUGGGGUUCCCGUGCCUUUGUCCGCGAUUCCAUCGCGGGAAAGCUCUCCUCUCGCGCCAUUCCCUGCGUCUUCCUUGGCUUUCCCCCUGAUGCGCCUGGCUGGCAGUUUUACCACCCCACCUCGCGCCGUGUUCUGUCCUCUCAGGACGUCACUUUUGACGAGUCGGGUCCUGCUCCUUCAGGUGUCUCUCAGGUAGACCCACUUCCCUUAGCUGAGCCUGUCGAGGUCACUGGUGACUCAGGUGCUGCUGGGGGUGGUGCUGCUCGGGGUGCUGAGCCUGGGGGUGCUGCUUCUGGGGGUGCUGAGCCUGGGGGUGCUGAGCCUGGGGGUGCUGCUUCUGGGGGUGCUGAGCCUGGGGGUGUUGCUUCAGGGGGUACUGGGUCUGGGGGUGCUGAGCCUGGGGGUGCUGAGCCAGGGGGUGCUGCUUCUGGGUGUGCUGCGCCUGGGGGUGCUGAGCCUAAUGGUGCUGAGCCUGGGGGUGCUGAGCCUGGUGGAGCUGGGUCUACUGGUGGUCUUCCGGCGCUACUGGAGCUGGAGGCACUGGAGCUGGAGGCGCUGGCGCUGGAGGCGCUGGAGCUGGAGACGCUGGAGCUGCAGGCACUGGCGCUGGAGGCGCAGGAGCUGGAAACGCAGGAGCUUGAGGCGCAGGAGCUUGAGGCGCAGGAGCUGGAGGCACUGACGCUGGAGGCGCUGGAGCUGGAGGCGCUGGAGCUGGAGGCACUGUCACUGGAGGCGCUGGAGUUGGAGACGCUGGAGCUAGAGGCACUAGAGCUGGAGGUUCUGUGCAGCAGCAACCGAUUUUGUGCAGCCUACCCCCCUUCCUUACACAGAGCAGCCAGAGUCCCUGACACAACGUCAUGA